Spirodela intermedia is the source of this 2564-nucleotide messenger RNA. Lineage: Eukaryota; Viridiplantae; Streptophyta; Magnoliopsida; Alismatales; Araceae. The record is from the annotation of a GenBank genome assembly.
AUGGAGCGGCCGUGGAGGAAGCCUCCUCCUCCUCGUCCCUCAGCGCGACCUUUCUCCCCCUGUGUACUCACCGUCGUCCUCCUCCCUCUGGUUUUCCUCGGCAUGGUCUUCCUCGCGCAUCUCCAGCUCUACGGUCGAUAUCCUCUCCUCAAUUUCUUCCCCCCGGCCAUGCAGCAGCGCCAUGGCAAAUCCUCGACGGUUCCUCAUCUCCGUCGUGACUGCGAGCCCUCGCGAGGGCAGUGGGCGAGGGGCCGCAGGCCGCUCCGGUACAACGGGAGCUGCCCCUUCCACCGCAAUGCCUGGAACUGCCUAAGGAACGGAAGGGAGGGGAUGGAGGGGAUCAAUUCUUGGGUCUGGAUCCCGGAGACCUGCGUCUCUGAAGCUGCAUCUCCUCCGAAGGUCGGAUUCGAUCCGGCGGCCUUCUUGUCUGCCAUGAGAGGCCGCCGGAUAGGGUUCGUCGGCGAUUCCCUCAACGAGAAUUUCGUGGUCUCCUUCCUCUGCACCCUCUGGUCCGCGGACGGAGAUGCGAGGAAAUGGAAGAAGAAGGGGGCAUGGAAAGGCGGCUACUUCCCCCAUUUCGAUGUCACUGUCGCUUACCACCGCGCUGUGUUGCUCUCUAGAUAUCGGUAAGUCCUUGGGUUCGUCACAAUCCCUCAAUCACAGAGGCAAAACCACCCCAUGAAUCCAAAAAUUCACGAAUAAACUGCAGAAAUUUCGCCAUGAUCUUGUCCUCUGCAUAGCAUUUUUCAAUCCAGAUCUUUUUUUCUUGAAAAUUCGCAAGAAUCAUGUGUGUUAAAAGUAAAUAUGGAACCUUGUUCAUCUAUGGGGAAAUCUUUAGACUGAUUAUUUAUCACAUAAAGGUGGCAGCCUGCUGAAGGCUUAACCUCUGGAAGCAAGAGUGAAGUGAAGGGGUUCUAUAGGGUCGAUGUAGAUGUUCCUGCUGGUGACUGGGCCAACGUUACCAGCUUCUAUGAUGUUCUGGUGUUUAACACCGGGCACUGGUAAGACCCUCUUCGCCUUUUCUUGUCAGAAUGGAUUCCAUCAAUUUCUUUCUAUAACUUGAUCCAUGAUGUAUGGACCAUCACUGGGGCGGUUUCUACUGGGCUUCUAACUUUGCAGCAUCCCUUUUUUUUGUUUUUUUUUUCAUGGAACAUAGCUUCUCCGUUGAACACUUAAUUUCCUAUGUGGUUGUCUUAAUAAGCCAAGAUAUCAAGGCAUAGGCUUCCCAUCAUUCGUGGUUAACUUUGGAAAUCAUUAUUGCAUCAUACAUUGCGUGAUAUCACAGCAAAUUAUCCUAUUAGGCUCAUAGAUUAUGGCUCAACCAUGUAACCGCUGAAAUAAUUCGAAAUAGCUAUGCCAAGAUGAGAGCGGCCUUUUCUGACCAUUGAAAUAGCCGGCCGUCAAGGUUUGUAUGAGAGAUGAGCAUCUUUUUGGCUUUGACAGAGAGCUAAUUCGGAGCCACCUUACAUAGCUUUUCUUGGGUAUAUUAUGCCCAGAAUCAAGAGGGGGAAGAAUGGUUAUUCAGCUGAUAUCUAGGCAAAUCUAUCCAUUCUGAGUAAAAUUAUAACCUUUUGGUGCAUUUUGGGUUAUGGGGUAUCCUAAUAGAUCAGUGGUUCUCAUCAGCCUAUGACUGGGAGGCUUGUUGACCAUUUCGGUCAAUAGGCAUGACGCCAACUAUAAACCUUAUUCGUAUUUUUCCUAUUCAUCAUAUGUCUGUGCUUCAUAUUAAUGUACAGCUGCGGUACCCUUUUUUUUCCAUGACUGAAUAUUGAAUUCUUUUCUAUUCAAGGAAGCUGUUCCAGCUCAAUUUCUUCUCUCAAUCUCACAAGAAAUGAAUAUGAUUUUUAUCAUGUACCCAGAAAAUCUUCAGAAAUGCUUAAAAAGCUUCUUCUUUUUUUUGCUGGUUUUUCCCUGGGAUUAAUAAAAAUAAGGGCUUUCCCUCCCCUCCUGCACCAGGUGGGGCCCUGAUAAAUUCCCAAAAGAGACGCCACUCGUGUUCUACAAAGAUGGAGAGCCCAUGGUUCCUCCACUCAGCAUAUUGGAAGGCCUCGAGGUGGUCCUCAACCAUACGGUUGGCUACAUAGGGAGGGAGGUUCCUCGGAGAACUCUCAAGUUCUGGCGGUCACAGUCUCCCCGCCAUUUUUAUGGUGGUGAAUGGAAUCAGAACGGCAGCUGCUUGUUCAAGAAACCCAUCAAAGAAGACCAGGUAUAACACAACAGCAUGGAAUUCAUUGCUCAUUAUUUUUCUCGUUUGGGGAGUGAAAGCUGACCCAUCUAGACAGCUCGAUGCCUGGUUUGAUCCGAGGAACAGAGGAGUGAACAAGGAAGCGAGAGAGGUGAACCAUUUGAUCCAGCAAGCUCUACAAGGCACAGACAUUCAUCUCCUGAACAUCACUUAUCUGAGCGAGUUCAGGGCCGACGCCCACCCGGCCAUCUGGCUGGGGAAGAGGGACGCAGUCAAGAUUUGGGGCCAGGACUGCCUCCACUGGUGCCUCCCUGGAGUGCCCGACACCUGGGUGGACAUCCUGGUGGCACAGAUUCUGCAUGAUCUGGGAGAAGGAUGA